CACACCUACACCAGCCUGGACAGUGGACACGGCCCAGGCCCACGAACAGCACCGAAGCACACCUCCACCAGCCAGUCGCCUCCGACGCCGGCGCCUUCCCCACCAACUCCGGCAACCGGCGGCCACCCCGCCCUCCCGAUCGACCACAUCCCUUCUCUUCCCCUCGGCCGAUCCACGCGGGCGGCGACCCUCCGUAGCCAUGGCCAACACGCUGCGUCUGUACCUCACUUGCAUCCGCAACACUCUGGAGGCCGCCAUGUGCCUGCAGAAUUUCCCUUGCCAAGAGGUCGAGAGGCACAACAAACCGGAGGUGGAGCUCAAGACUAGCCCUGAACUUCUGCUGAAUCCGGUGCUUAUAUGUCGUAAUGAAGCCGAGAAGUGUUUGGUAGAGACUUCAAUCAAUUCGAUCCGUAUAAGCUUGAAGGUUAAGCAGGCAGAUGAACUAGAAAAUAUUCUUGCAAAGAAGUUCCUUAGGUUUUUGUCGAUGAGGGCAGAGGCAUUCCAAGUGUUGAGGAGAAAACCAGUUCAGGGUUAUGAUAUUAGCUUCCUCAUAACAAACUACCACUGUGAGGACAUGCACAAGCAUAAGCUCAUAGAUUUCAUUGUUCAGUUUAUGGAGGACAUUGACAAGGAGAUCAGCGAGCUGAAGCUGUCGGUGAACACACGUGGCCGGCUGGUGGCAACCGAGUUCCUAAAGCAGUUCAUCUGAUCUCGCUAGCCGAUUCCUCCUCCUGGCAGAAGGACCGGUUCUCCAUUUGGAGUUUUUCGGCCGCCUCCCUGGAGGUGUUGGAGGGUAAUGAACUUCUGGAGGUAGUGGUGCAACCGAUAACAAAUGCAAGGAAUAGUGUGUCUCCUGCAAGGAGCGAUGAACUUUUAGAAGUGUGGUACCAGGUUUAACUAUGAAUGUGUAUUCUACUCUACUUAAUUGUUUGAUAGAAGAAAAGACAGUAUUAGUGUAUUAGACAUGGCUAAAAGUGGAGUUCUGCAUUCUUGAAAGUAAAGCCUUAAUGCCCGGAAA
Messenger RNA from Hordeum vulgare subsp. vulgare (domesticated barley), 1018 nucleotides. RefSeq names its product actin-related protein 2/3 complex subunit 4. Gene Ontology annotation, biological process: Arp2/3 complex-mediated actin nucleation; actin filament polymerization. Lineage: Eukaryota; Viridiplantae; Streptophyta; Magnoliopsida; Poales; Poaceae. The transcript is spliced from 8 exons. Bases 200 to 709 code for a protein of 169 amino acids. Gene Ontology annotation, molecular function: actin filament binding. Gene Ontology annotation, cellular component: Arp2/3 protein complex; actin cytoskeleton. The record is from RefSeq and is a predicted model, not a curated record.